UUAGCUACAAUGCCGGCAAUAAUUUUAAAUCAUGCCAAAUUAAUUUUAUAUAACUAUUUCUUAAAUGGUUUAAAUGACUUCAUCAGAAAGAAAUUCCAUUGGACUUUAAAAGAUAACACAUUUCAAAUUAAACAAUAGCCAUACGAUAAUAUGUGGCAAAAUUUUCUUACAUUUAACAGUAAUAAUAUACAAAAGUUGUUAUCUAAUCAAAUAUGAAAAACACCCGAUACCUUCUGUCGCAGUAUUAUAAAGCCACUUACAACCUACCAUGAUGGUGUCGACAAAUAUUGACCAGAAAAGGGAUCCAUCUAGCAAUGUAACUAAUGGAGAUACCAAGCCAACUUAUGCUUUGGAACACUUGGCCACGUUUAAAGUUCAACACGAAUCUGACGUACGAAAACCAAAGGAAAAGCUAAAUGUACUAAAGGAUUUGGACAUAUCAGGAGCAAUUUGGCCACAAAAAAUGUAUAUGUCCUUUAGUGGGCAAUGGUUGGUGAUUUUGGAUAGCGAAAUGAAAGAAAUAGAAAAUUUCCCCGGUUCUCUAAUAAAGGAACCGAUGGCAUUUAUCAGCGAGGAUCCUUUGGAGAUCUUCAAUAAUAUUCUAGUUUUCACGGUACCAGGCGUAUCAUUGGGAACAACAGAAAUGCACUUUUUCCAGGCAACGAAUGUAUCUGCUAUACAUAUGGUUGAAGAUUUAAAACAAUUGAGUUCCGGUAAAGUAGUGACAAUUGAUCGAAACUUAACACCCAUCCAAGUACCGAAGCCGGAAAAAACUCCUCAGAAUGCUCGCGAUCAGUAUGGGAUUGCAAUAGCUGCCGCCGAAGUAGCUGCCGAGAAAAAUGCUCUUGACGCCGAGCAAAAUUUGCGCGACACCCAAGUAUUAAAUCAUUGUUUUGAAGAUAUCGAACGCUUUGUUGCACGUCUAAAAUAUGCUGCAGAGGCUCUACUAGAAUUAGAAUUACGACAUGAAGAGCACAACCCUCAUGGUGAGGGGCUGUUGAUAUUACGGUCGCGGCCUCCAAUUGAAAGCGAGUUUCUUGAUAUCAUUGCUAAACUAAAAUUGGCUCUAAAUUUUGUAGUAAAGCUCAAUAAUCAUUUUUCCAAUGGAACGGAACCUAUUUCUGACCUCUUCAUCUCGUUGCACACGAUUGUCAAUGUUUGUAAUGAUGUACAUGUCGGUGCUAAAAUACCAGAAAAUGUGGUUAACCCACUACUACGUCGUGAAACUAUACAAUUUUUAUCUAAUUGUUUGAAUGUUGCUGAUAUUGAUUUUUGGAGGUCCCUGGGAAAGAAUUGGACUAUGGCGAAGGAGCACUUUAAAGAUCAUAGAGGAUCAUAUCAUCCGAUUUUUUAUGAUGACUGGUCUCCUGACUGGGUGGUUGACGACGAGGUUUCCUAUAUACCACUUCCUAAACCGGAUUCACCAAUAACACCACGAAUUUUAGCAAGCAAUGCCGUUUGGUUGUCCCGCUUACAAUCAAGGAAUGUAAAAAUAGCCGAAGUUGUUUAUAAUAACAAAGCAAAUAAUGAUAGAGAACUUAACGUGGUUAAGGGAGAAUAUCUUGAGGUUAUCAAUGAUUCCCGCAACUGGUGGAAAGUCAGGAAUUCUGCGGGAAAUGUCGGUUAUGUUCCCCACACUGUUCUUAAGGCGCAUAAUUUUGAAGUGCAGCCCAACUAUUCCACGAAAGAUACAGAUUCCGUCACAUCAUCUAUUUUGGACCAUGAAACAGCCAAUUUAAAUCAAAACAACAACCAGUUUGUAGAUGCAACAGAACGUGAAACAGUUCAAUCAAAAAAUGCAGGGAAGUCAAUGCCACGAUCUUACAGCAUGCCGAACGUGCCCGUACCUCCGCCUAUGCCUCCCACCGAGGACAGUGAACCCCCAACACCAAGUGGUACUCUAAAACGGAAUACGGCUUCAGCUGGCAGUCUAGCAGCAAUGCGUGCUCGCGAAGAAAAUGAGACAAAUGAUGAAUUAUUAAUGUUACAAGGCACAAUAAAUGAGGAAUUGAAAGCAACUCUAUAUCAACGGGAACGACGCAGAGAUCUAGAAAUAUUAACAACUCCAAAUGUUCACAUCAAUCAGUAUUCAUCACCUCAAGAAGUGAAGGAGUGGUUGCAUGCAAAAGGGUUUCCUGCCGUUAUAAUAAACAAGCUCUGCAAACUAAAUGGAGAGGAACUGUUUGCGCUUUCGCCGCAUGUUAUCGAAGGUUAUUUUGGGCAGAAGGAGAGUCGACGCUUAAUUUCGCAGAUAGUCCUACAGAAGAAUAUAUGCGAAUACAAAACGAUUCGUUCUUCAGAAUUAUCUGCCAAACUUGCAAAAGCACGCCAAAAAGCGGACCAGCAAGACAACGAUCUUAAUGAAAUAUUUUAGAUAGAAGUAUAAAGCUUUGUGGGCUACUCGUUCGACAUCCACGUAUUUUAUGUUAUACUUAUAAGUAUACGUUUGUCUUUAUGUAUUGUAUGUACAUAUAUUUUUCCGCUACAUCUUUCAAUCUACAAUCAUGAACUCUAUUUAACUUGCUUUAUCUUUAAAAACGUGCUUACUUGACAAUUACAUUUGUUUAAUAUUGCUUCAAUAAAUAAUACAAGCCAUAAGAAAUAAAUUGCAUAUUCAGCAUAAUCUUCGAUUUGACAAUGAAGGCACACAAUGCGCUCCAGUAGAAUUUUGACUAUGUGGUCUCAAGUCACAAAUCCACGAUUAAGCGAUCACUAUUAAAUAAUUGAAAUAAAAUUAAGCAGUUAUCAAUAUAUAAUAUAAUACUUUAUAAUAUCCUAAUUUAAUGUUAAUGGGGAUCAAAAUUGCUCUAAACUAUUCUCUCUUUUUACAUAAUUAUUACGAUUAGGUACCACAUUCAAAAUGCAUCUCUGUGCACAACGUUUGCUUAUAUCCCAUUUUCUUUUCGUUGCAGGAAAAUUGCUUUGUAGUUAAAUUGUAAUGAUGAAACCGUGAAUCAAAAAAAGAAAAUUAAAAAACCACUGAAGAAGUGGUCAUAUGAAGAGUAGGACAUUAUUUUGUUAUCCAUAAUAUGCUGUAUAAACCCUUUUUGGGUGUUUGGCCGAGUACCUCUUCCUAUUUGUGGUGUGCGUCUAGAUGUUGUUUCACAAAUGGAGGGAACAACAGUUGAAAGCCGACUCUGAACAGCAGAUAUUUUUUACGACGCACUAUACCAUUCGGCAUACUCUUUUAAUAUUAACUUUUUACAUUUGUCAAAAUCAGCUACUUCGUUAGCUCUUUUGCAAAGCUGCAACACGAUUAUGUACACCGUGCGUUCAUGAACUGUUCAGCCAUUCUACUGCUAAGCAAAUUUGGCAGAUUAGUUGCCCUUAUUUAUGAAUACCACUAUUAGCAGAGAAUGUUUUUUUUAUUUUAAUUUUGUUUUUUAAUGAAAUCGAAAUAAUUUUGCGUAAUAAAUUGUACGUAUGUAUGUAUAUGUUUACCGUUUCAAAAAUAAGAAAAUGGUAAACAAUUAAUUAUCUUUUCAAGCGGAAGAGUAUUAGUUUUACGGGGAUACUAAAUUCAGAUAUUGCGACUUCUAAAAGCUGUCUUUUUUAUGCUAUCGCAAGGAGCUUUAAAAUUAGUUCUACUUUCAUGAAAUGGUUUUCCCAAUGUUUUACGAAUUUUCUAAUUUAAAUCAUAUAUUUUUUUUUUCUUUCUCUAAUAUUUUAAACGUACUAGGAAAAC
This is a messenger RNA of Anastrepha ludens (Mexican fruit fly), 3685 nucleotides long. RefSeq names its product epidermal growth factor receptor kinase substrate 8. Gene Ontology annotation, cellular component: plasma membrane. Bases 269 to 2374 code for a protein of 701 amino acids. The transcript is spliced from 7 exons. NCBI's taxonomy places the organism in Eukaryota, Metazoa, Arthropoda, Insecta, Diptera, Tephritidae. Gene Ontology annotation, molecular function: actin binding. Gene Ontology annotation, biological process: regulation of Rho protein signal transduction; Rho protein signal transduction. The record is from RefSeq and is a predicted model, not a curated record.